AUGAUGCAAGCUUUUGAAAUGUUCGAUCUUGGUCUGAUGACUUAUUUCCUUGGAAUGGAGAUUACACAGGGAAAAGAUGAGUUUUUCAUUUUCCAGAAGAAGUACGCGAAGGAAAUUCUCAAGAAAUUCAAAAUGAAAAAUUGCAAAGAGGUGAAUACUCCCAUGAACCCAAAAGAGAAACUAAGCAAAGAUGGAGCCGAAAAGGCGGACGAAACAUAUUUCAGAAGUUUCAUUGGGUGUUUAAUGUAUCUUACAGCAACAAGACCCGAUAUAUUAUAUGCUGUUCCAAAGAUGACUCGAAGAGUACUUCAGGGAACUGUUUUAGUCUUGGUUUUGGGAUUUUUUCAUAGAGUUGUAAGAAACAGGACAUUGUGGCUCAAUCUACUGCUGAAGCGAGUUUGUGGCAGCUACAGCAGCGGUAAAUCAAGCAUUGUGGCUGAAGAAAAUUCUGAUUGA
Molecule: messenger RNA, 456 nt
Organism: Capsicum annuum
Lineage: Eukaryota; Viridiplantae; Streptophyta; Magnoliopsida; Solanales; Solanaceae
Exons: 2
Coding region: 1-456 (151 amino acids)
Source: RefSeq, a predicted model, not a curated record